Pistacia vera is the source of this 745-nucleotide messenger RNA. RefSeq names its product SKP1-like protein 1. Bases 1 to 555 code for a protein of 184 amino acids. Gene Ontology annotation, cellular component: nucleus; cytoplasm. Gene Ontology annotation, biological process: SCF-dependent proteasomal ubiquitin-dependent protein catabolic process. The record is from RefSeq and is a predicted model, not a curated record. Gene Ontology annotation, molecular function: cullin family protein binding. The transcript has 2 exons. NCBI's taxonomy places the organism in Eukaryota, Viridiplantae, Streptophyta, Magnoliopsida, Sapindales, Anacardiaceae.
AUGAAGUCGGAGAAAGUCACCCUCAUUAGCUCUGACGGCGUCUCUUUUAAGGUCGACAAAGCCGACGCCAUCCGGUCUCGGACGAUCAAACAGAUGAUCGAUGAAGACGGAGCUGGUAACGUCUUCACGUUACAUAAUGUUAACCGCUGCAUCCUCGGGGCAGUCAUCUUCUUCCUGAAGCAGCGUUUUUACAUUGGGGGAGAAGAGCUUUUAAUGGAUCAUGAGUUAGAAUAUCUGCUUGGCCGCAAGACGACAUACGCUGCCGCUGCCGCCGCUGCCGCCGCCGCUGUCGAUGAUGCUGAUAGGGAUCUUGUUGAGGUUCAGAUCAAGAGGUUGGUGGCUGAGGAGAAGCGCAAACACUUCGACGCGCUGUUCGUCAUGGUCGACCAGAACACGCUCUUUGAUCUCAUUCGAGCCGCAGACUACUUGGACAUUCCGGAGCUGCUGGACCUCACCAAAAAGGCUCUUUUUGAUAGGUUCGGGUGGGAGAUAGAGAUACCCGAGGAUAUUUGCAUGAUUUUUGACUUCAUCUCGGAGAGGGAGGAGUUGGUCUGAUUCCGUCUGAAGGGAGAAGCUGUGGUUUUCUGUAAAUAUGUUUUAGUUAAGAGUAAACGGCAUUUACCAACCCAAGGUUUAGCCAAUCUUUAAGUUCCCAUCCAUGGUUUCAUAAAUUUCAGAUUCUCACCUAUAGUUUCAUAAAUUCUAGAUACCCACCCUUAAAUUAACACUGCUAGUAAUUUUUGGU